Messenger RNA from Effrenium voratum, 847 nucleotides. The record is from the annotation of a GenBank genome assembly. Lineage: Eukaryota; Dinophyceae; Suessiales; Symbiodiniaceae.
AAGCGAUAGCCGACGUGUAGAAGUAGUCGUUUGGGGCGCAGCAAAAUGGACUUCAUGAUGAUGGGGAGGCCGCAGGCCGAGGAGUUUGUGCGCCACGUGGAGGAGGGCUGCCCCUACCGCUCCGACGAUGUCAUGCAGCCGGAGCAGGCCGUGUCCACCGGAACGACAAUCUUCGUGUGCGAAUUCGACGGCGGUGUGAUCAUGGGUGCAGACACGCGCACAUCAACAGGCCAGUAUGUCGCCAACCGAGCGUCUAGGAAGAUUUCGACGGUCUACGACAAGAUUUUCGUGUGCCGAUGCGGCAGCGCGGCUGACACGCAGGCGCUGACGCAGUUUGUGAACCACUACCUCUCCCAGCAUGCAGUAGAGCUCGGGAAGCAGCCUUCCGUGAAUACAGCGGCGAAUCUCUUCAAGGUCAUGGCCUACAACAACAAGGACCGCCUGAUGGCUGGCUUGAUCAUCGCUGGCUACGAUGAGAAGAGGGGAGGGCAGGUGUACUCCAUCCCCCUGGGCGGCGCUCGUGUGCGAGUCCCCUGGGCCUGUGACGGCAGCGGGUCUUCCUACAUCAAGGGCUUCAUCGAGAAUCACUACCGACCCGGUAUGUCCAAGGCGGAGGCCUUGGAGUUGGUUCAGAAGGCUCUGGCCCUGGCGAUGAGCCGCGAUGGCAGUUCCGGAGGUAUGGCACGUUACCUGGUGAUUUCCAAGGACAAGGUUGAGGAGGGCAACAUCUUGGGCAACAAGCUGCCCGUCGGCCCCUGAAGCAGGCGUGAGGAAGACAGUCGUGGGAUUUGCACAGCCCAGAGUCCAGGUCUGAAGCACCAGUGCAAGAGCUGAGCGCACUGUACGG